UUCUUCAGAUCAAUCCAAGUCACCAUGCUUUUUAAGUUCGCUCUAAUCACCAUGCUAGCCACAGCGUUCAUCAGCGAAGCUUCAGCAAAUUCCUGUCCUCGCUGGGUGAAGCUAAACAAGAGUCCAGUCUGCUUCGGAGCCCGAGACAGUCAGUUCGGCGCGUUUGCUUACUCUCAGAACAUCCUCGUAAGCUCGUUCAUGCUCGUUCAUCGUUCUGGAACAGUGACGUGUAAUAAAAGACAUUAUAGUUACUGGGGAUGUUAUCCAAAUCACGCAAGUAUAAAUGUCGUCUUAACAGAUAAUCAAAACAAGUUAUUGGCCCCAGCUGCUACCAAUCAUGGUGGAUGGUACAAUCUGUCAGGUUACACCUCCUCAUCUUCUGCUCUCGUGUUCUGUGCUGCCAAGAAGCCCCACUGUAUCCACGCCAACACCCAGCUUCGCCUGUGGUACGGUGAAGAUUUACGUGGCUACACAGAGAGCGACAACGGUGGCAAAACUUGCGCAGAUGUUUAUGGUCUGCUGGUCUAAACUGCGAUCAACAAACCUCGAACAUUAGACUGAACGAGAUGAUAACUGAUAGAGAAAGACUGUCUAUUUAUAACAAGUUGUCAAAAUAGAGAUAAUAAAGUGAUUCGAGGUCAGAGAA
This is a messenger RNA of Pocillopora damicornis (cauliflower coral), 646 nucleotides long. RefSeq lists its product as uncharacterized. The record is from RefSeq and is a predicted model, not a curated record. NCBI's taxonomy places the organism in Eukaryota, Metazoa, Cnidaria, Anthozoa, Scleractinia, Pocilloporidae.